Harpegnathos saltator (Jerdon's jumping ant) is the source of this 2102-nucleotide messenger RNA. Its product is annotated as ell-associated factor Eaf. The record is from RefSeq and is a predicted model, not a curated record. Lineage: Eukaryota; Metazoa; Arthropoda; Insecta; Hymenoptera; Formicidae. The transcript has 6 exons. Bases 1308 to 2102 code for a protein of 264 amino acids.
CUUUCACUCUCUCUUUAUCUCUUUCACUCUUUCUCCCUUCCUCUAUCAUCUUUUUCUAUUGAUGAUGUAGGACAACUUGUGCCGCGACAGCGUGUUGUCUGGAACGACGUGCACGAGCGAGUGAUCAAGCGCCAGCAUUCGCAAGAUUACGUUCGCGCUUACGUUUUCCCUUUCGUUUGCCACUGCCGUACCUGUGCAGCGUAAUGCCAGGCGCAUGCAGCGCUCUCUUUCCCUCUCUUGUGUACACACACACACACACAUACACACGUCGUAAUCGUCAAAAUGACACGCCAAGAUGGUAAUUCCGCGUGAUGCAAAUUGGUGUGUGGCGAUGCGCGCGUACAGCUGAGAAUUAUCACGCUCACGUGACUCCGUCUUCGGUUAUCGCGACCGAUACUACAGUCGCGGUUGGCACGCGGACGAUCUUCGAACCUGUCGCCUCUCCGCGUCUCGAAUCCGCAUAAAAAACGCGCUCACAGCGCCGGUUCCCGAUCGCGAGGCUAAAAUCACUCGUCCUUCACCGUGAGCACAGCGUCGGCUCGAGAACGAACGGAGAAUCCGGUUGGCAAUAUUUCUCCCUAGUGAGAAGUACGCGGCAUGCGGGCGUGCGGUACGCGUGGCGACCACGUACGCGAAGUACUACGGCCCUGCGGUUCUCGCGCUGUCAGAGCGCGACAGUGCGCCGGACGCUCGCUUGACUAAGGGAGUGUCCGUGCCGAUGCAAAGUGUAAGUGAAGUGGCCUACAGACCUACAUUUGUCUAACGUUCCAUUUUUUUACGGGCCGGACUGACAGGAGGUUAACAAUCCGCGUGCGAGGUACCUCUUUUCCGUAAGCGUGGCGUGUGCGUGCGCGUGCGAUGUCGUCGUCUUACGACGAUAUACCGUCGUUCGGCUGAAGGCAAGACAGAGAAAGAGAAAGCGAAGAGUGAACGAGCGAGCAAGUAAGCGAGGCAGUGGUGCAGUUUUGGUACGCUGUUGUCGGACACGGCGCUCUGACCGGCGCGCGGGGUGGUAGUAGUAAAAAAGGGAGAGCGAGGGAGAGACAGAGAGAGAGAGAGAGAGAGAGAGAGACAGCUCGGACGUGCGCGAGCGUGGUAGAGAAGACGGGGACCGGUGGCGCGAGAGAGAGAGAGAGAGAGAGAGAGAGAGAGAGAGAGAGAGAGAGAGAGAGAGAGAGAGAAGAGGAGAACGAUAGGAAGACGUGCGAGCGAGACAUCGAAGAAGAGAGAGCGCGUGUGCUCGUCGUGACGACGUACAGGAGGAGGGACUCGUGUCUGUCUAUCCGUCUGUCUGUCCGUCUGCUGGAAUGCACGAGGGCCGAAUGGCUACGGGUACGGGGGAGAGCGGGGAAGAGCCCGCGACGGUCCUCGACAACAACAGCACCGGCAUCGCGACGACAGCCCCUAUCACGGAAUCGUCCACGUCGUCCUCCUCCUCUGCCGCGACUGUGCCGACGAUCCUGACGGAGAGUACCGCUACGAGCGCCGGUAACCUGCCCUUGACGGGAUCCCAACAACAGAGCCUGCAUCAGGUGCAUCCGCAGCAUCAACAGACGCAACAACAGCAACUGCGACCGAGGGUCAGCUUGAUUAGCGACGUGGCCGCCAGUGAUGUCGCAGAUGGAGCAGCACCCGGCCUUGAUGUCCCUGAACAUGUCGCCGUUCCACUUGAGCCCGCAAGGGCGCCACAGGCCGCCGCCGGGCAGCAGCCCCGCAGCAACCUCAGCAGCAGCAGCAGCAGCAACAGCCGCACUACGGCUCGUCACCUUACGCCGCAGCUCCAGUCGCAGCAACAGCAACAACUGUCCGCGCACAAUCCGGCACAGUCGCAGGGCGGUAUCUCGGGUUCGAGGCCGCCUUCUUCGACUCUACCACUCCCUCGAGGAGCGAUGCCCGAUGUGCGGGACGACAAAUGUCCGGUGUUACAGUACGGCCUGUCAUGCUGGCACGCGACCUUGUUGCCGUUUGAAGAACCUUUGCAAAGACAUUCGCAGCAUCAACAACAACAUCAACAACGUCAUCAUCAUCAUCAUCAUCAACAACAUCAUCAUAAUCAUCAUCGACAACAAUAUCAGCGGCCGUAUCCGGCGACGGCACAGUAA